CGGCUCUGCCGUUGGGUGAGUCGCGUAGGCGAGUGCUUGGCCGCCCAGGUGGGACUUGGCGGACCCUGCGAAGGGAGCGCGGGGGGCUGCGAGACCUGGGGCGCCGGGCGCGGGAUUGACGGAGGGGGCGCGGCCGCCGUGAUGGAUACUACAAUGCUGAAUUUGCGGAAUCUGUUUGAGCAGCUUGUGCGCCGGGUGGAAAUUCUCAGUGAAGGAAAUGAACUUCAAUUCAUCCAGUUGGCAAAAGACUUUGAGGAUUUCCGUAAGAAGUGGCAGAGAACAGACCACGAGCUGGGGAAAUACAAGGAUCUUUUGAUGAAAGCGGAAUCUGAACGUAGCGCUCUUGAUGUUAAGCUGAAGCACGCACGUAAUCAAGUGGAGCUAGAGAUCAAACGGAGACAACGAGCUGAGGCUGACUGUGAGAAGCUGGAACGACAAAUUCAGCUGAUUCGAGAGAUGCUCAUGUGUGACACAUCUGGCAGCAUUCAACUAAGCGAGGAGCAAAAAUCAGCUCUGGCUUUUCUCAAUAAAGGCCAGCCAUCCAGCGGCAAUGCUGGCAACAAAAGACUAUCAACCAUUGAUGAAUCUGGUUCCAUUUUAUCAGAUAUCAGCUUUGACAAGACUGAUGAAUCACUGGACUGGGAUUCUUCCAUGGUGAGGAAUUUCAAACUGAAGAAAAGAGAAAAGAGGCGCUCUAGUAGCCGACAGUUUGUUGAUGGACCCCCUGGGCCUAUAAAGAAAACUCGUUCCAUUGGCUCCACAGUAGACCAGGCGAAUGAAUCCAUAGUUGCAAAAACGACAGUGACUGUUCCCAAUGAUGGUGGGCCCAUUGAAGCUGUUUCCACUAUUGAGACGGUGCCAUACUGGACCAGGAGCCGAAGGAAAACAGGUACUUUACAAACUUGGAACAGUGAUUCCACCCUUAGCAGCAGGCCAUUGGAGCCAAGAAAUGAGGCAGACAAUUUGGGCACGCCACAAACAAAUGGAGGGAUGCGCCUACAUGACUUUGUCUCUAAGACGGUUAUUAAACCCGAAUCCUGUGUUCCAUGUGGAAAGCGGAUCAAAUUUGGCAAGCUGUCUCUGAAGUGUCGAGACUGCCGUGUGGUCUCUCAUCCAGAAUGCCGGGACCGCUGUCCCCUUCCCUGCAUCCCUACCCUUAUAGGAACACCUGUCAAGAUCGGAGAGGGAAUGUUGGCUGAUUUUGUGUCCCAGACAUCUCCAAUGAUACCCUCCAUUGUUGUUCACUGUGUAAAUGAGAUUGAACAGAGAGGGCUGACUGAGACAGGCUUGUAUCGGAUCUCUGGGUGUGACCGGACAGUAAAAGAGCUGAAAGAGAAAUUCCUCAGAGUGAAAACAGUUCCUCUUCUCAGCAAAGUGGAUGAUAUCCAUGCCAUCUGUAGCCUUCUAAAAGAUUUCCUUCGAAACCUCAAAGAACCCCUCCUGACCUUUCGGCUAAACAAAGCCUUUAUGGAAGCAGCAGAAAUCACAGAUGAAGACAACAGCAUAGCUGCCAUGUACCAGGCUGUCAGUGAACUGCCCCAGGCCAACAGGGACACAUUAGCCUUCCUCAUGAUUCACUUGCAGAGAGUGGCUCAGAGUCCAAACACUAAAAUGGAUGUUGCCAAUCUGGCUAAAGUCUUUGGUCCUACGAUAGUUGCCCAUGCUGUGCCCAAUCCAGACCCAGUGACAAUAUUACAGGAUGUCAAGCGCCAACCCAAGGUAGUAGAGCGUCUGCUUUCACUGCCUUUGGAGUACUGGAGUCAGUUCAUGAUGGUGGAGCAAGAGAAUAUUGAUCCUCUACGUGUCAUUGAAAACUCAAAUGCCUUUUCAACACCGCAGACACCAGAUAUUAAAGUGAGCUUACUAGGGCCUGUGACCACACCUGAGCACCAGCUUCUCAAGACUCCUUCAUCAAGUUCCCUGUCACAGAGAGUACGCUCCACCCUCAAGAACACUCCCAGGUUUGGGAGUAAAAGCAAGUCUGCCACCAACCUAGGACGACAAGGCAACUUUUUUGCUUCUCCAGUCCUCAAGUGAAGUCACCUGCCUGCUACUUGCCAGAGUUUACUGACUGCAAGAAAGGACGCACCUGUACUCUCUGCUCUGCAGCCUCCUGUACUCAUUACUACUUUUAGCAUUCUCCAGGCUUUUAAUCAAGUUUAAUUGUGCAUGAGGGUUUUAUUAAAACUAUAUAUAUAUCUAUCUCCCUCUCUUUCUCCUCUAGUAACAUAAUAUCAGCGCCUUGUGCUGGUUGUUAUUAGAAAUUUUUAGGUGAGAGAUCUUUUCUACAGGGGCAGGGGUAGGUAAGAAGGGAUAAUAUGGAAUUUAUUAAUGAUUCUUUUGGGGGCAAAGACAUCUCUUUGACUUUAAGCCAAAUGCUACAUAGAGGUACUUUUUCAUGAGACAGUGACUGAAACCUUACAUCUUUGGUAAGACCGAUUUAGGGCAGGAAGUGAGAGGGCAGUGUAAAGAAAGGAUUAGGCGGAGGAUGUAGGAUGGUUGCCUCUCAACACUGAAGUCCCGGGGCUGGGAAUAUGGCCUAGUGGUAGAGUGCUUGCCUCGCAUACAUGAAGCCUUGGGUUUGAUUCCUCAGCACUAGAUAUGUAGGAAAAGCCAGA
This is a messenger RNA of Perognathus longimembris pacificus (Pacific pocket mouse), 2618 nucleotides long. It is a transcript of the gene Racgap1, whose product is annotated as Rac GTPase activating protein 1. NCBI's taxonomy places the organism in Eukaryota, Metazoa, Chordata, Mammalia, Rodentia, Heteromyidae. Gene Ontology annotation, biological process: signal transduction. The coding region runs from base 142 to 2037 and encodes 631 amino acids. The record is from RefSeq and is a predicted model, not a curated record. The transcript is spliced from 17 exons.